This is a messenger RNA of Drosophila virilis, 2537 nucleotides long. RefSeq names its product plastin-2 Fim (gene Fim). Gene Ontology annotation, cellular component: actin filament bundle; actin filament; cytoplasm. Gene Ontology annotation, molecular function: actin filament binding; calcium ion binding. Gene Ontology annotation, biological process: actin filament network formation; actin filament bundle assembly. The record is from RefSeq and is a predicted model, not a curated record. NCBI's taxonomy places the organism in Eukaryota, Metazoa, Arthropoda, Insecta, Diptera, Drosophilidae.
CAAUUAAGUGGCUAAGCAAGAGGCAAAGAAAACAUUCAAAUUGAAUAAAAACCAAAGUGCCCCUGAAAACGAAAACCUAUCGAAUAAUAUAUCAAAAAUGUCUGAUAUUAUCAACGUUGAGCAUCAUGAAAGCGUCGAGGAGUUCAAGCAGAAUCUGGAAGAAAUGCUGCCCGAUCUGGACGCGAAUAAGGAUGGUUUCAUUGAUCUGCACGAGCUGAAGGAUGCACUCAAUCAGGUGGGCUUCAAGCUGGCCGGCUAUCAGGUGCGCGAAAUGAUUGACGAGUUCAAAAGCAAACAGCGCACAGCGCAUCAGGGCAAACUGAACUUGGAUGAGUUUGAGACACUGUGCCUGGAUCUGAAGUCAAAGGAUGUGGCCAGCACAUUUAAGACGGUUGUAUCAAAAAAGGAGAACCUAGAGACGUUGGGCGGCAUGUCCAGCAUAUCGUCGGAGGGUACCACGCAUUCGGUGCGGCUCGAGGAGCAACUGGCCUUCUCCGAUUGGAUCAAUUCAAAUCUGGGCCAUGAUAAGGACCUGCAGCAUCUGCUGCCCAUUGAUGCCGAGGGCAAGCGUCUAUAUCAAUCGAUCAAAGACGGCAUCUUGCUGUGCAAGAUCAUCAAUCACUCCUGCCCCGAUACCAUCGAUGAGCGCGCCAUUAACAAGAAGAGUCUGACCGUCUAUCGCGAGUUCGAGAAUUUGACGCUAGCGCUCGUCUCCUCGCAGGCCAUUGGCUGCAACAUCGUCAACAUUGAUGCCCACGAUCUGGCCAAGGGCAAGCCGCAUUUGGUGCUCGGCCUGCUCUGGCAGAUCAUUCGCAUUGGCCUGUUCAGUCAUAUUACCCUGGACAGCUGUCCCGGCCUGGCUGGUCUGCUCUUUGACAAUGAACGGCUCGAGGAUCUGAUGAAAAUGUCGCCAGAGGCCAUAUUGUUGCGCUGGGUGAACCAUCAUCUGGAGCGUGCCGGCAUCUCGAGACGCUGCACCAACUUCCAGUCGGAUAUUGUCGACUCGGAAAUCUACUCGCAUCUGCUUAAGCAAAUCGCCGGCAACGAGGCCGAUGUCAAUCUGGAUGCACUUCGCGAAUCCGAUCUGCAGCAGCGCGCUGAGAUUAUGCUGCAGCAGGCGGCCAAGUUGAAUUGCCGCAGUUUCCUCACGCCACAGGACGUCGUCAAUGGUGUCUACAAGCUGAACUUGGCCUUUGUGGCCAAUCUGUUCAACAACCAUCCCGGCCUGGACAAGCCUGAACAGAUCGAGGGUCUCGAGUCCAUCGAGGAGACGCGCGAGGAGAAGACCUAUCGCAACUGGAUGAACUCCAUGGGCGUGGCGCCGCACGUCAAUUGGCUGUACUCGGAUUUGGCCGAUGGCCUGGUCAUCUUUCAGCUGUUUGAUGUCAUCAAGCCGGGCAUUGUGAACUGGAGUCGCGUCCACAAACGCUUCACGCCGCUGCGCAAGUUCAUGGAGAAGCUGGAGAACUGCAACUAUGCCGUUGAUCUGGGCAAGCAAUUGAAGUUCUCGCUGGUCGGCAUUGCUGGCCAGGAUCUGAACGAUGGCAAUGCCACGCUCACACUCGCUCUGAUCUGGCAGCUGAUGCGCGCCUACACAUUGUCUAUAUUGUCCCGGCUGGCCAACUCGGGCAAUCCCAUCAUUGAGAAGGAGAUUGUCCAGUGGGUGAACACACGCCUCUCCGAUGCCGGCAAGCAGUCGCAUUUGAGGAACUUUAACGAUCCGGCAAUUGCCGACGGCAAGAUAGUAAUUGAUCUGAUCGAUGCCAUCAAGGAGGGCAGCAUUAACUACGAACUGGUGCGUACCAGCGGCACACAGGAGGACAACCUGGCCAAUGCCAAGUAUGCCAUCUCCAUGGCGCGCAAAAUUGGCGCACGUGUCUACGCCUUGCCCGAGGACAUAACCGAGGUCAAGCCCAAGAUGGUGAUGACCGUCUUUGCCUGCAUGAUGGCGCUGGAUUAUGUGCCCAACAUGGACAGUGUCGAUCAGAACAACCACAACAACAGCAAUUGAAUUGUGGCAGCAACAGCAACAACGACGACAACAACUACUCAAUUAUACUUAGACAAAAGGAGUAACAAUUAUAAAAACAACAACAACAAAAUAUUGUAAACAAUACGUACGCCCAUGCAUACACGUGCAUGUGUAUUUGCUAAUUAACUGAAACUAACUUUUAAAUACGUGGCGCAACACAACGACAACAAACAACACCGACAUUAACAAUAGCUGCGCCCCGCAAAUUGUUCUUGUAAACGUUCUUUUAGAAUUUUUUUUUAUUAUUAUUAUUGUAUUAUUUUUUUGCUAUUGUAAUUAAGCGUAAAAAAGUUGAAAACAAAAAAAAAACAAAAACCACACACACAACACCUUUUGUGUUGCAUGUGCUCAUUAUAACCAAUUUUUUUUUGUAAACAAAAAUUUAUUGUUUAACUAUAUAAAGUGAAAACCUUAUUUUAUAAAUAAAGGUUUGGCCCUUUUCUGCUUUAGUUGUAUCUGUUUACGCCGAGAGUUGAACGUGCAAGAAAUUUUGUAACAAAUUUAA